Messenger RNA from Rubroshorea leprosula, 2816 nucleotides. Lineage: Eukaryota; Viridiplantae; Streptophyta; Magnoliopsida; Malvales; Dipterocarpaceae. The record is from the annotation of a GenBank genome assembly.
GCUAUUCUCCAACAAAUUUGCGAGCCAAAGGAAGAUUAAACGCACAGCGACCGAGCUGAUGCAAGUUCAUCAGAAAGAAGGGGAAUCUUUGAGGGACUACAUGCAGCGAUUCAACAAAGCCACUUUAGACAUUGAUAACAUCCCAGAUACCAUCUGCUUGUCUGCCUUGCUGCAUGGCCAAGGACAGAGAACUACCACCCAGAACCAAAAAGACAGGAAAGGGGUAGGCUAUGUUGGGAUACCCCCGACCUCUGGCAAAAUAAACAUGAUCUCGGGUGGUAUACACUCUGGAGGCCAAAACGCUCGAGGCCGUAAAGCAUAUGCCCGACAAGUGAUGACUAUCAACAAGAACAGACCUUUGAAGCGGCCAUUCAAGGAGGCAGAAUGGGAGAAUGUGCCCAUUACAUUCAGCCCGGCAAAUUACAAGCGAGCAGAAGGAGAGCUAGACGUUACAAUGCCCCAUGCAAAUCCUUUCGUGGCAACGGUUCAUAUAAGCAAUCAUAACGUUAACAAGGUGUUUAUCGAUAUUAGUAGCUCGCCAAAUAUCUUAUACUGGAGCUGUUUCCAAAAGAUGCAACUGAAUCCGAGCUUGUUGCAAAAGUAUGAGGGGCCCAUAUAUGGUUUCCACAAUCAGCCCAUCCCGAUUGAGGGAGUUAUUACCCUUCCCAUAUAUGUGGGUUCAGAACCACGCUUUAGGAUUGCUUCUGUUAACUUUCUGGUUGUCAAGAUGGAAUCAGCUUUUAACGCUAUAUUAGGAAGAGCUACCCUAGGCGAGCUGAAGGUUGUUAUUUCACAACCCCAUCUCUGUAUGAAAUUCCCAACUCCUCAAAGGAUCGGCAGAAACGUAGAAGUGUAUGUGGAUGACAUGAUAGUCACCAACGUGCGAGCUGAGGAUCAUAUAGACGACCUGAGUGAGACCUUUCAUAACUUGCGUCGAGCCCAAAUGAAGCUGAAUCCCCUGAAAUGCACAUUUGUUGUAGAAUCAGGAAAAUUCUUAGGGUACGUGGUAUCCAAGAAAGGAAUUGAGGUAAAUCCAGAGAAGGUUCAGGCUGUUCAACAGAUGGAGCAGCCCAAGACUAUAAAAGAUGUGCAGCGUCUGACGGGUCAUGUUGCUGCACUGCAUAGGUUCAUUGCCAGGGUUACAAAGAAGGCGGUGAGCUCAAUUCUACUAAGGGAAGAGAAUAAGAAUCAAAAGCCUAUCUGCUAUGUGAGCAAGGUUUUACAAGGCGCCGAGCAGAACUACCCACUAGCAGAAAAGGCUGCUUUUGCCCUGGUAUACACCGCUAUGAAAUUGAGAGCUUACUUUCAGUCACAUCAAAUUGUUGUUUAUACCAAUCUGCCGUUGAGAAAGAUACUACAGAAGCCAAAACUCUCUAGUCAGCUUAUCAGGUGGAGCGUCGAGCUGAAAAAGACACCCGAACACCCAGUCUGGAUCUUGUAUGUUGACGAAGCUGCUAACAUUGAAGGAUCGGGUGCUGGGGCUGUGUUAAUGGGCCUAGAUGGCUUUAAAUCCAAGCAUGCACUGAGUGACUCUCGGCUCGUGGUGGGCCAGGUGAAUGGCAGCUGUGAAAUCAAGGAUCCCCAGCUUGGUCAUUAUGCUUCGGUGGUCAACAUAUUGAAGUCAAGAUUUGUCUCUUUCCAAAUCGACAAAAUACCAAAAGCAGAUAACCACCGAGCUGAUGAGCUGUCAAAGUUGGCCUCCUCACAGGACCUUAACCCUCAGAGGUCAACAAUUGUCGAAGUGCUUGACGCCCCAAGCUACACUGAUUUCACAAUUGAGUGUCAGCUGUUAAGCACAGAUCCCUCAUCUCUAAGUUGGACCACCCCGCUCAUUGAUUAUCUACAAAUGGGCGAGCUACCUAAAGACCCGUCAGCUGCGAAGUUGAUUAAACGCAAGGCUGGGCAUUUCACUUUGCUGGACAUCGACCUGCUCGGCCCUUUUGUGAAAGGCAAAGGAGAUUGCACUCACUUCGUUGUUGUGGUGGAUUACUUCACCAAAUGGAUAGAAACUAAACCCCUGUCCACAACAACAGAAAAGAAAAUAGAAGAAUUCUUGUUCAAUUCAAUAUUAUGCAGGCCGUUCUGUACCGACUAUGGCAUUGAGCUCGCUUUGACAUCCGUGUAUACUCCACAGUCAAAUGGGCAAGCCGAGUCCGCCAAUAAAAUCGUCUUGCGAGGACUCAAGACGCGUGUUUUAGCUACGCAUUCUAAUUGGGUAAACGAGCUCAAUAAAGUGCUGUGGUCAUGUCGCACUACACCCAGCUCGGCUACAGGCAAAACCCCAUUCAGCCUGGCGUAUGGAACUGAGGCCGUCAUCCCUGUUGAGGUCGGAUUGCCAUCUGAUAGAUCAAAUCGCCAUGACGAUCUUAAAAAUGAGCAACUCUUAAGAGAGAACAUAGACCUUGUAGAAGAGGUUAGGGAGAUGUCCCGAAUAAAGAAUAUGGCAUACCAGGGUCGUGUUGCAAAAUUUUACAAUAAGAGAGUACGAGCUCGUCAGUUCAAGGUUGGCGAUCUGGUUUUACGCAAAGCUGGAUUAACCAAUACUUAUUCACACAUGGGCAAACUCGCUCCUAAUUGGAAAGGUCCCUAUAUGGUCGUUCAAAUCAAACGACCUGGGUCUUAUAUGUUAGCAGACAUACAGGGGCGCCAAUUGCCAUAUAUUUGGAAUGUACAUAAUCUUAGAAGAUUUUACAGUUAAUGUAUAUGUUACUAACGAAUUUGUUCGUGGAAAUGUAAACCAUACAUGCAAUACAACAAAGAAAAACAGUUUGAUAUAAUCUCCAAUUUUGUAUUUCUUUUCAAAAAAUUACAAGUUU